Messenger RNA from Parnassius apollo (apollo), 534 nucleotides. Lineage: Eukaryota; Metazoa; Arthropoda; Insecta; Lepidoptera; Papilionidae. The record is from the annotation of a GenBank genome assembly.
AUGACUGACGAAUUUUACGCAGAGCUUAGGAAUAUUAUUGCAAAACCUACACCUAUGACCAAAAUUGACACAAACAACUAUCCAGUAUGGUUCACACCUGCUUUAAGGCAAAGCUUAGAAGAAAAACUAAAAUAUCAUCGUCGUUUCAAAAAAUAUAAGAAUCCUCGGGAUUAUGAUACAUUUUCCAUGUUACGCAACAGAUGUAAAAAACUAAUUAAAAAUGACUAUAAAAAUUUUGUAUCGUCCGUCGAAUCUUCUUUAGAUGACGACAUAAAAUUCUUUUGGCGUUUUGUCAAUGACAAGAAAAAUAAUGCUAAUAGUAUUCCCAAAACGAUGAAAUAUGGUAAUCACAUCUCCUCCGAUGAAAAAGAAAUAUGUGAGUUUUUCUCUAAUUAUUUCAGUUCUGUCUUUGCAAACCCAGAGGAGACUAUCUUUUAUUCUCACAAUGAAUUAUCCAAUCGUAGUAAUUGUACCCUAAGUGAUAACACAAUCACACCAGACCACAUACAGCAAAAGAUUGCGAAAUUAGACUAA